Rosa rugosa (rugosa rose) is the source of this 4889-nucleotide messenger RNA. Its product is annotated as pentatricopeptide repeat-containing protein At5g01110-like. The record is from RefSeq and is a predicted model, not a curated record. The coding region runs from base 87 to 2678 and encodes 863 amino acids. The transcript is spliced from 6 exons. Gene Ontology annotation, molecular function: protein binding. Lineage: Eukaryota; Viridiplantae; Streptophyta; Magnoliopsida; Rosales; Rosaceae.
UCAAAUGCAGCUUCUUGUCCUUGGUUUCGGCCGUUUACAGAAUUCAAAAGCUGCUUCUCCGGCGGCGUUGAGCACUUGAGCUUCAAAUGUCCGGUGAGGCGCGUUGCCUUCACCCUUCUCUCAAGGUACACUAUUAUCACACUCUCAACUCCUCCCGACCCACCUCUGGUUUUCACAGCAGCUUUGAUUAUCUCACUCAGUUCUUGCCUUUCUCUUCUAACAAACCCAAUUCCAAAUCCUCUAUAAACUCCAAUGAGCGGCGUAAAGUCACUGUUGGGUUAUCCAGGAUCAUAAAGAACCAACAGGGCUAUGUACUGAAGGGCUUUUCCAGAACCUUCUGCCCAUUUUUUCUUGUAAAGAUUAUGAAACUGUUCUGUUGUAGAGAAACUGCAUUUGGGUUCUUUAAACUAGCCUUUAGGGAUGAUAAUCAGCAGACUGUGGAGUCAUGUUGUGUGGCUGCACAUGUUUUGGCGGCCGAAAAUCUACGGUUUCUGGCUCAAGAUGUGGUUUCGUGUGUGAUUGGGAGGAUUGGGCCGAGUAGGAGUAGGGAUUUGGUGGGGUUUAUGUGGGGAGGGCAUUGUGAAUACGAGUCGGAUUUUUCGGUUCUUGAUACACUAAUGAGGGGGUUCUUGAAUGCGGAAAUGGGCGCCGAGGCUUUGGAAGUUUUGAGGAGGAUGAGGGAGGUGGGAGUGAGGCCGAGUUUGUCAGCGGUUGCGAUUCUGUUCAGGUUGUUGAUAAGGGUUGGCGAUUAUGGUAGUGUGUGGAAGGUGUUUAGGGAUAUGAUUAGAGAAGGGCCUUAUCCAUGUAAUUAUGUUUUUAGUGCAAUGAUUCUUGGGUUUUGUCGAAAAGGGUUGGUUAGAGUUGGGGAGAGUUUGUUACAGGUGAUGUGGAAAUUCCAAUGUGAACCGGAUGUUUUUGCUUAUAACAUUGUGAUCUAUGCAAAUUGUGCGAGAGGGCAGACGGCUGAUGCGCUGGAAUGGGUGGAGUUGAUGAUUGCAAGGGGAUGUAAACCGAGCAUUGUUACAUUUAAUACAGUCAUAAGUGCAUUGUGUAAGGAAGGAAAUGUGGUGGAGGCAAGGAAGCUUUUUGAUGAUGUCCCAGACGUGGGUGUUUAUCCGAAUACCAUAAUGUACAAUACCAUGAUGGAUGGGUAUGUUAAGGCAAGGGAGAUUGGUCAGGCUAACAUGCUUUUUGAAGAAAUGAGAAACAAGAGCAUUUCUCCAGAUGGCAUAACUUUCAAUAUCUUGAUUGGAGGGCAUUACAAGUAUGGAAGCGAAGAUGAUGGAGACAGGUUGUUGCGGGAUUUAUCUGUGUCAGGAUUACUUCCAGAUUCUUCAUUGUAUGAUAUCUAUGUUUCUGUGUUGUGUUGGGCAGAUCGGUUGGACGAUGCCAUGGCAGUUUUAGAGGAUAUGCUUGAAAGAGGAUUGCCUCUAAGUGUGGUCGCUUUCAACUCUGUUAUUGCAGCUUGUAGCAGAGUAGGUUUGGAAGAAAAAGCAUAUAAGACCUUUAACUUCAUGAUUUCAUUUGGUAUAACUCCUUCAUCUUCUACGUGUAGUUCUUUGCUUAUGGGUUUAUCUAAGAAGGGUUACUUGCAAGAAGCCAGAGAGCUUUUGUGUAAAAUGAUGGAGAAGGGGUUUCCUAUCAGAAAAGCUGCUUUUACGGUGCUUUUGGAUGGGUACUUUAGGAUGGGUGAUUUAGAUGGGGCACAAAGUUUGUGGAAUGAGAUGGAAGGAAGAGGCAUAUCUCCUGAUGUUGUUGCCUUUUCAGCAUUUAUCAAUGGACUAUCUAAAGCCGGUUUAAUGGAAGAAGCAUAUGAUAUGUUUCAAGAAAUGUCAAGAAGAGGGUUUGUGCUCAAUAAUUUUGUCUAUAAUUCUUUGAUUGGUGGCUUUUGCUACUGUGGUAAGUUGAGUGAUGCACUGAGGUUGGAGAGAGAGAUGAGGCAAAGGGGUCUUAUUCCGGAUAUUUUUACCACCAAUAUGAUCAUUCAUGGGUUCUGUAGACAGGGGAGGAUGAAGUCAGCAAUUAAUACAUUUAUGAACAUGUUCCAAACUGGGUUAACCCCAGAUAUCAUCACUUACAAUUCAUUAAUUGGUGGUUAUUGUAAAGCAUUUGACAUGGUUAGGGCAGAUGAAUUUUUGUAUAAAAUGUACGCUAGCGGAUGGGAACCAGAUAUCACAACCUAUAAUAUACGGAUGCAUGGUUUUUGUAGUAGCCGAAAGAUAAAUCGAGCUGUGAUGAUUCUGGAUGAGCUUGUAUCGAGAGGUGUUGUUCCAGACACAGUAACAUACAACACUAUGAUGAAUGGUGUUUGUGUUGACAUACUGGAUCGUGCUAUGAUUUUAACCGCUAAAUUGCUUAAGUUGGCGUUUCUUCCAAAUGUUGUUACAGCUAAUGUAUUGUUGUCUCAGUUCCGCAGGCAGGGGAUGCCUGAGAAGGCCCUAAUGUGGGGUCAGAAGUUGAGUCAGUUUUCCUUUUGUUUUGAUGAAAUUACCUACAAAAUAUUGGACAGAGCCUAUCACAAUAUGCAAGAAGAUCCUGCAAUUCCAAGUGCAACACCUGAGAAAAGCCUCUUCUUGGAUUUCCUCAUGUACAUUACGUAUGAUUAUUUAUGUAAAAAUAAACCUUGCAGAGAUGUAAGACAAAACCCUCUUAAAGUAAUUGGUCUUAGUGGCCCCUGAAAGUUGAUUUAGUUCAUCAGCUUUCUGUACAAUUACCAGACAAUUACUAUCAUCAAAGAGUCUCUAUGCAACAUUAUUGAGGUCCCUUCCUGUCUCACAUUUUUCUUGCAUCCUGUGGCUAAAAUGUUCAAGGAGCACGAAUCAGGAAGAAGCAAAAAGCCAUUCGGCUAAUGUGGUUUUAACAGAAGCUGACAAAGAAGUGUGAGAAUGAACAGCACAAGACAUGCAAGCACAGUCCGAUAAAGGAGGUGGAAAGGAGAUUGGGCUAGUAGCAAAGAAGUAAAGCUCGGCCAGUGUUGAAGUGUUGGCUGAAAUUCCAGAAGGUCAGGUGAUGAAUGUUUGUUGUUGUCCAAGCCAACUGAAAAGGUGCCACACCAAGAGAUUAACAAUGUCAAUGUCCAGUGGGUCUCUUCAUUCCUUUGGGGGCUGCAUUGUCUCCUUUGAAUACUCUGGAGCUUCGAGUCAAUGAAUGUUUGAAUCCUAUUCUUCGAUGUUCCAAAAUCCCUUGACGAUAUGCAAGGCACUCUGCAUGGUUUAGAUCAGCUAACUCUUAUAUCAGGGAAAAGCUUUCUAUUUCUGGUAGUGUUGAGAAUGUUUUGGCUGACCCAAGAUGGAAAAACGCCAUGAAUGAAUAGAUGGAGGCAUUUAUUAGGUCUGUUUUGAUGAGAAUAGGAGGCUUCUAGGUACUUCAGGCAGUUCUAUACAGAUUUGAAAAGACGGUGAUUGUGUGGAGCACUCUUCCAUUGAUGUCUGGCAUGUGAUAAGUGCAUCUGUGAAAGCAGCAUGCUCCCCUGCAAAAGAUUCUGGGGAAGAAGUGAAAGAUCUGCGAUUUGCAUCUACUUGUUCCCUUGUUGCAAUGGAUGCCGAUGGCUCUCCUGUUUUGUUUUUUUGGAGUGGUGAUUAAAGAAGAAACAUUAUAGUAUGGAUGGAAUAUUGGGCUGUAGACCAAGCUGAAAUAUCAAAUCGACGAACUCUACCAUACUGCAGUACUGUGGGUGGAGCCCUUUCUCCUGAGAUGCAGCCUCCAAAGAUUUGAGAAAAGUGGCGGAUUAUUGCAACAGCAAUGGAAUUGUUUAGUGUUUGUGCUUCCAUUGUUCAGAUUGAGGUGCGAGUUCAUAUUAUGUAGUGUUCUAUAAUGCUAUUUUUUAUUAAUUGGAAUUGCACCACCAUGUCUGGAGUAAAAACAGUUUAGUUUUGGUGGACAGCUCUCCUAGACUUCGCAGAUAGUAGCUUUGGAAGGGACUUGUCUUCUCUUCUUUCUUAUCGGUUCAGUUGAGCUUGAAUUUUUAGGCAGAUUUCUUAGCCUCACUUUAUGGGAGGGUCAUUGCGAUUUUGUCUACCUAUAGCCUCUGUGGAUGUUUAAUCUUAUUAAUGCUGUUAGUCUUUGUUUUCUGCUUGAAAUUCUGGUCAUUUAUCUGCUGCGACUUCGAGGAUCUUUCUGCUUGACGUGCAGCAUUCUUUCUAUUCAAUUUGCUUCUUUGGACCACCUGUGAUUUUCAGUUGCGCACCCAAAACUAUGCCACAGUUUCGUUGCAAUGCCACAGUUUUAGGGGCCCUACAGAAAACCACCAGUUUCCAAAUAAGUGCAUCAUCUUGGUUUACAAUAGAAAUUCCCUAUUUGGUAAACUUUAUCUUGUGCCUGCAUUUAGUAAUUGUAAUACUUCAAAGUUCAAAUUGUUCAAACGGUCAAUUCAUUUUAUCUUACGUUAACCCUAUCUGGCAAACUUUUAAUUAGAGCCUUUUUCACUGUUUCACUUCAUUGAAAUACAUGUUAUUUAUCUUAAUUAUUCAUAUUAGUUCUUUUGCUUCACUUCUAGGGAGGUUUUUAUCUGUUUCAUAGAUAUAUUAGAGAUAGAAGUGCUUGGCCUUUCAAUGGGACAGGUAAGUUAUACAAUAUAGUAUCUCUUUGUAUUCCAGCAAGAGUCUGUGCUGGCUCUACAGCUGUAUUUACACACCCAAGGUGUCUAAUCAUGCCAUACAUGACAGUGUGUGUUGAGAGCAUAUCUCACAAUGGGAAUUUGAAGCCUUGCCUUAACAAUUUUGCAUACUGUCAAUUGGCUUUAAGUUCGUGCACCCACUUUUCAAUCCUGAAAGGAUGAAUUAUUACAUGCAUCUGGUGAACUAACUGGCUGAAUUUAGCCUACUAGAGUCGAAUCAAGCAGUUCAUUUUUUUUUUUUUGCUUUUGGUCAACCUAAAAGGAUAAUCUGGAU